Molecule: messenger RNA, 3852 nt
Organism: Penicillium subrubescens
Lineage: Eukaryota; Fungi; Ascomycota; Eurotiomycetes; Eurotiales; Aspergillaceae
Exons: 10
Coding region: 1-3852 (1283 amino acids)
Biological process (GO): siRNA processing
Cellular component (GO): nucleus; cytoplasm; RISC complex
Molecular function (GO): RNA binding; ATP binding; ribonuclease III activity
Source: RefSeq, a predicted model, not a curated record
AUGGACGAGAGACCCGACGGAUCAGCGGCUGUGAUGCCGGACCUGCUGGGCCAUAACGGCGCCUCGUUCCGCCCGCGCAACUACCAGUUGGAGAUGCUGGAGGCGAGUCGUCGGCAGAAUGUCAUCGUUGCCAUGGACACGGGUAGUGGAAAGACUCAUAUAGCGGUACUGCGUAUCAUUGAUGAACUUGAGAAAGGGGACCCAGAGAAGCUGACUUGGUUUUUGGCUCCGACCGUGGCUCUGUGCCUUCAACAAUACGAAGUCAUUGCUUCACAUAUACAAUCUGCGAAGACUCGGGUUCUCACAGGGCUUGACAACGUUGACCGACGGACCGACCAAGCCAUCUGGAAUACCGUCCUGCAAGGUAUCCGCGUGGUGGUCUCCACACAUGCCGUCCUUGCGGAUGCCUUAAACCACGGCUUUGUGCGCAUGUCACAGCUUGCAGUCGUUAUUUUCGAUGAAGCUAACCACUGCAUGCGUCGUCACCGAUGCGUCGUCACCCAGCGAACAAAAUUAUGCAGAACCAUUAUCAUCCAACCCGUAGUACCUUUGGCAGUCGUGGAGACGAUCGAGGCCAACCUAGAUGCGGUGUGCAAAACUCCCCGCGUAUAUCGGGCUGAACUUCUUGAGCGCGCCUGUCGACCACGGUUGAAGCGAAUUAGCUACUCGCCGAUGCAAAAAGAAGAACUAGGGAAAGGGAGUGAGCUGCUUCUUUCUCUCAUUCAUUUCAUUGAAUCCUUUGACCUGCAGAAUGAUCCCUAUUUUGAGAUGCUCCGGCAGAAGCCCGAGACUCAGGAACAGGCGGAGAAAAUACUAAAAAGCGGAAAGACCUUUUGCAGCGACCAGCUUGCCAAAUUCCUCGAAAUCAGCCACCAUAUUUACGAGGAGGUCGGUGACUGGGCCACGGACUAUUUCAUCAGAACGUCGGUUGACCAUUUGCGGCAUACAAUUGAAAAUGAUACUUCAAUGACUGGCGUUAACCGUGCAGAGAGACUCUUUCUGCUCGAGCUCCUGCUUGAUUUGCCCGUGUCUGAGAUCACCGCCGAUAGUAUGCAUAUCUCUCCGAAGCUGGAAAAGCUGCUUGCUUUUCUUGAGAAGAUGGAUCAUUCCGAGUUUUCCGGCUUGAUCUUUGCUAAACGAAGGGCCACAGUCAGCAUUUUAGCUCGCGUCCUGUCAAUGCACCCUGCGACAAAGAAUCAUUUUCGCAGUGCUUCUUAUGUCGGCUGGUCGAAUAACACCAGCCGGAAAGACUACCUAGGUAAUUUACUAAGUCAGGAUACGCAGCGAGAUACGCUAUCCGAGUUUCGAGCUGGCCGGAUAAACCUGAUUGUGACGACGGAUGCAUUAGAAGAAGGUCUGGAUGUCAGCACCUGCAGCUUGGUCUCGACGUAUGCUAUUAUGAUAUCUACCCAAGAUGAAUCAUUGGUUCUGCAUAAAUGGCAGAAGUUGGAACAGGACAUGGUCGAGGCAUAUCAAGAUGAUGAGAGACAACGUCGCGAGGCAUGCGCACUCGAGAGCAUUGACGAACCCGUUGACUCAUUCUUAUUGGUGCCGUCUACCGGCGCACGCAUGUCGGCGAAUGAUGCGAUGCAGCAUCUGCUGCACUUCUGCGCGGUACUACCCGUCGAUGAAUACGCCGACAACCGUCCAAUGUUCUCCUUUGAAGAAGACAAGAGCGGGUGCAUCCGAGGCACUGUUACCCUGCCCACUUCCGUUGCCCCAUCCGUCCGCCGUGCGCAAGGCCAGACAUGGUGGCGUACAGAGCGAGCCGCCAAAAAGGAAGCAGCUUUCCAGGCGUACAAAGCACUUCAUGUGUAUGGUCUCGUCAACAAUAAUCUGCUGCCACUCACACGCAAGCCGGGGCUGCGAUUCACUGAAGAAAUAAAUCUUCCUUCCUAUUAUCGAGUGCUCCGAGCAGCUGUUAUCACGGUCUCGAACAAGGACGACGGAGUUGCGAUUGGAGACCUGUCCAUGUCCAUCGUGUUGCCUAAGAGGACAGUCAUGCCGGAUCCCAUACCUCUCUAUUGGAAACGCGGCACCACACUGAUCGCAAAAUUCGCACAACCGCAACCAGUAGAAGCAACAAUGGAGACUAUCAUGACCAUGAGGAGCACGACAUUCGCCUACCUGCAAGCCCCGAGUUCGCGUGUACGAGCCCCGUCGGGCGAUUUCGUGGCACUUUUUGUGCCCAUUAUCCCUCUGGCGCAACUGGAAGAGUGGAUACACAACUAUGGGGGAACUGAAAAGGCCGUCGAUCUCCACUCACGGGAGACAAUCUCCCCAAAGGGCAUCAUUCGAGACACAGAAAAUUAUGGCGAACUGUGCUUGUUCAGAAGGUGGAUCUGCGAGGACGACAACCAGAUCUAUUUGGAAUGCCAAUCGCUUCCCCGUAGACGCAAUUUUCUGCAGAUUGGCACUUUUGAGACAGCGCUGCCAAAGAUACGCGUCCUCCCGGCAUCAGGUUGCACCGUUGACAAGCUCCCUGCGGCGAAGGCCAUGGCCGGACGUUUGAUUCCCGCUCUGCUCAACCGAUUUGAAGCAACAACCGUCGCAAACCGAUUGAAUGACACUAUCCUCAAAGGUGUCGGGAUCCAAGACCUCAGCCACAUCAUCACGGCAAUCACUGCGCCGAUUGCUCAAGCUGCCACUGACUAUCAACGGUACGAAUUCUUUGGGGACUCAAUCCUCAAGUUCACCGUGAGUUACCAGCUUUUCUUAGCGCAACCAAGCUGGCAUGAGGGAUAUUUAUCCGAAAGUCGUGACAAUCUUGUUAAUAAUAAGCGGCUAGCUCGCGCGGCCCUUGAGACUGGCUUGGAUAGAUUUAUCCUUACCAACGGGUUCGUGCCGCGCGAGUGGGACUCCCCCUUGAUUUCGCAGAAAUCCUCCUUGCAUGCAAGCAAACGGAAGCGGAAUCUUUCAAUAAAGAUGCUAGCUGAUGUAGUCGAAGCACUGAUUGGUGCCGGGUACAUGGACGGUGGCUUGCACAGGGCACAGGCCUGUUUGCACUGCUUCCUGCCGGAGAUCGACAAAUUCACCAGCACCAAUGCAGUGGGAGAGGUAAACCGCCUUCCCCGCCUCAUCGGAUACUCCUUCAAGGACGGAGCGUUGCUGACAGAAGCCCUCACCCACCCUUCCUGUGAGCAUGACACCACUACGCAAUCCUACCAGCGCCUGGAAUACCUCGGCGAUGCGGUCCUGGAUAUUAUAGUCAUGUCUACGUUAGCAGCACUCCCUCACCAACUUUCCCAGGGCAAGAUGACCCAGAUCAAACAUGCAGUCGUCAACGCGAAUCUGCUCGCAUUCUUGUGCAUGGAUUUCGGCGUUCCGGACUUAAUUCCGAACAUUGAAGUCUGCCAGGCGCCCGGAGGCAAUGUGAAGCCUGUGUCGCACUCGGAGAAAACCCACCUGUGGCACUUCCUUCGUUUCAAUGGGCUGGCAAUUAAGAAGUAUGCGCCCGAGUACCCGUGGGAGCAUCUUGCGUGUUUACGCGCGGAGAAGUUCAUUUCCGACAUUGUGGAGAGCACUAUUGGCGCCAUUUUUGUCGAUUCCCGCGGGGAUCUCCGUCAGUGCCAUGCGUUUGCGGAGCGCAUCGGGCUGCUAGCCUUUCUGCGCCGCAUCAUAACGGAAGGUGUGAACAUCGAACAUCCGCGGAAUACGGCGCAGAACCUAGCCAAAUCACUUGGAACCCUCAUUUUCAACACCAAAAGAGUUGAGGUUGGGGGCGCUAUUGCGACGUACUGCUCAUCGGCAGUGACGAACAAAGAAGAAAUUGCAAUGGUGGAUGGUUGUGCAUCAGCAGAGGAGGCCGAGCUGAAAGUGUCCCGUCUUUUGAUCGACAAGUAUAAGACCUAG